This is a messenger RNA of Cyclopterus lumpus (lumpfish), 1088 nucleotides long. RefSeq names its product V-set domain containing T cell activation inhibitor 1 (gene vtcn1). NCBI's taxonomy places the organism in Eukaryota, Metazoa, Chordata, Actinopteri, Perciformes, Cyclopteridae. Bases 32 to 853 code for a protein of 273 amino acids. The record is from RefSeq and is a predicted model, not a curated record. The transcript is spliced from 5 exons.
UCCCUCUCCCCCCCCCCCCCCCCCAGCGGACAUGGGGACCCUCGGGCAGAUCGUCUUCUGCAGCAUGAUUACCCUCAUCAUCAUAUUCGGGGCGGCCAUCAUCCUCAUCUUAGCCUUGUCCUUCUCAGGAAAAUUGUCCGAGGUGUCCAGCAACGACGUGACGCCCGUCGCCAACCUGGGAGAGGACGAGCUCCUCAGCUGCUACCUGAACUCGCAGGUCCAACCGGCCCGAUUCAGAGACGUGUCGGUCACCUGGGAGAAGAAGGGGCUGCGGGACCCGGUUUACCGGUACCUGGACGGAGCCCCGUCUCUCGCCGACCAGGCCCCGCUGUUCAAAGGGAGGACCCAGCUCUUCCCCGACGCUCUGGUGGCGGGGAACGCCUCUCUGCUGCUGAGGAGCGUGAGGCAGAGCGACGCGGGGGAGUACACCUGCAGCAUCAGCUCCUCCGGCGGCAGCGGAAAGGUCAAGGUUCAACUCAGAACUGCAGCCUUUUCGGUCCCCAUAUUUAAAUUCACCAACGGCGUCCUGGUCGCCGAGGCUCCCAGGUGGUUCCCCGAACCUCGCGUGACGUGGGUGGACUUUUUCGGGGCCGUCCUGAACGGGAGCACGAGCCUCGUCAAAAACUCUGCGGGGAUAUUCCAGGUCGUCAGCAGGCUGCAGCCAAUCAACUUCAGCGAAAUUUACAUCUGCAGGAUUCAGAACGACCUGGUGACCGCCCGUUCUCAAGAAACCGUAACAGAUUCUGGUGUUAAAGGGAACACAUACUUCACCUUCAGCGCUGCAUCUUCCCUGCUGGCAUCAACACACCUGAGCAUCAUGACCAGUGUUCUCUGCAUCUAUUAUCUCACUUAAUUACACACACACACACACACACACACACACACACUCCAUCUGGGCGUGAAUGCUUAAUUUAUUACAGUGGGUGUUGUUACAGUGUAACAGAAUUUUCUCAAUCAACAUUUUCUUGUUUACGUUCUCAGAUGUGCGUGCCAAGUUUUAAGUUAAGGUGCUAGAUUUUAAAAAUAUAUUAUUAUUAUUAAUUAUACUGUCUGUACAACAUAACAUUGGAUGAGCUGCAGAAAAAUAA